AUGGUCGCAUUGGAAUUUUUCCGGAGAAUGCAAAUGGUGGGUAUGGAGCUUGAUGAGAUCAGUCUUGUUUCUGUUUUGCCAGCUUGUGCCCAGGUGGGAGCUCUUGAGUUAGGGAAAUGGAUACGUAUUUAUGCAGAUAAAGCCGGGUUUUUGCGCGACAUUUGUGUUUGUAAUGCUUUGAUCGAAGUGUAUGCAAAACGUGGAAGGCUAGCAAAUCAUGGAAGAGCUCGUGAAGCUAUUGAAUUGUUUCAAGAAAUGCAGAAGGCAAAGGUGGAACCCAACAUCAUCACCUUUGUUGGUCUUUUAUCAGCUUGUGCCCAUGCUGGCCUUUUGAAUGAGGGAUUGGGGUACUUUGAGUCAAUGGAAAGAGAUGACAAUAUAGAACCAGGGGUUGAGCAUUAUGGUUGUUUGGUCAAUCUUCUUGGUCUUUCUGGGCGCCUUGAUCAGGCUUUUGAACUCAUAAAGAAGAUGCCAAUGAAGCCGAAUUCGGCUAUUUGGGGUUUGUUAUUGAGUUCCUGCAGAAGUCACGGCAAUCUCAAGAUUGCAGCCAUUGCAAUGGAGCAUCUGCUACUGCUGGAGCUUGAACCAGACGAUACGGGGAACCAUGUCUUGCUUUCAAAUCUUUAUGCAGACUUGGGAAAGGGGGAUGGUGUAUCGAGGAUGAGGAAACUCAUGAGUAGUAAGUACAUGAACAAGACACCAGGGUGUAGUUCAAUUGAGGUGGACAAUAUGGUUCAAGAAUAUGCAUCAGGUGAUGAUUCAAAACCAUUUUCCAAAGCAUAUAUAGGGUACUAA
Vitis vinifera (wine grape) is the source of this 795-nucleotide messenger RNA. Its product is annotated as pentatricopeptide repeat-containing protein At2g20540-like. Gene Ontology annotation, molecular function: protein binding; RNA binding. The transcript is spliced from 2 exons. Gene Ontology annotation, biological process: RNA modification. The record is from RefSeq and is a predicted model, not a curated record. NCBI's taxonomy places the organism in Eukaryota, Viridiplantae, Streptophyta, Magnoliopsida, Vitales, Vitaceae. The coding region runs from base 1 to 795 and encodes 264 amino acids.